Molecule: messenger RNA, 730 nt
Organism: Hibiscus syriacus
Lineage: Eukaryota; Viridiplantae; Streptophyta; Magnoliopsida; Malvales; Malvaceae
Product: protein-tyrosine-phosphatase PTP1-like
Exons: 4
Coding region: 344-730 (128 amino acids)
Biological process (GO): protein dephosphorylation
Molecular function (GO): protein tyrosine phosphatase activity
Source: RefSeq, a predicted model, not a curated record
UCAUAUUCUCAUCGAACUCUCAAUCCAUUUUCUCAAAUUCCCACCAUACACAUUUCAUCCCUUCAGACUACAACGGGUAACCUCAUUUCCAGUUGCGUGUCUUCAAAGCGGAAACAGGCCAUGGCCGCCGCCGCCGCUAAUCUCUACUCGGAUUCCAACCCUACUCAGUCCAACCCCUUUGUCUUCUCAGCAGAUUAUCCCCCCAAAAUCUCACUCACUCCGGAUCAGUUAGUUCAACUUCUGUUCUGAGGCUCUCAAAUUCUUCUCCGAAAAGCUCCAAACGCCCCUCGAAAUCAUCCGCGAGUUCUCUCUCUUGCAGGCAAAUAGGGUUACAUCUUCGGAGAUGAUGAGGAGAUGCACAGUGGGUCUGAACGGUGUCAAUAUGGACAAGAAUAGAUACUCUGAUGUCGUACCAUUUGACGCUAAUAGGAUAGUUCUUAAUUCGUGUAAAGAUUACAGACCAGCUUCAAUGGGUUAUAUCAAUGCUAGCUUUAUCACGAUUUCUUCUUCGGAAAACAUCUCUCAGUUUAUAGCCACACAAGGUUCCUUACCUCACACCUAUGAGGAUUUCUGGGAGAUGGUUAUCCAAUGCCAUUGCCCUGUCAUUGUGAUGCUUACUCGUUUGGUUGACAAUUAUAAGGUACCUAGUUAUCCAAUGUCAUUGACCUUGAAAGUGGUUGAGUUUGACUAUAUACUGUUCAUAUUGUUUCCAUCUAGGCAUGUUCGUUAA